AUCAAGGUAUAUAAAUACAGCGACAGAUCUAUUCAGGCCUUUUCAAAUUGACUUCUCUUCUAUUUAAGGUAACUAGUACUUUCUCUUUGGAAUAACAUGCGUGACCUAAAGAUGUAUCAACAGAUGCAUGCAAUGCCCGCUGGGGAUGUUAAAGCAACGCUCGAGGAGUUCUCGUUUCCUUGGAACAAUAACGCUACAAUCCUGGACAUAGGAUGUGGCGAUGGUAGUAUUACUGUGGAUAUUUGGCAAUCGUACGCACCGAAGGACUUUAAAAUGAUUAUUGGUAGCGAUAAAAGCCAAUUAUGUGUGGACUUUGCAACGGAGCAUUACAAGAGCGAACGUGUUCAAUUUCUGAGGCUGGACAUAGAAGAAGAGGUACAAAAGGAACUAGUGGGAAGCUCCGACCAUGUAGUCUCUUCUUACACUUUUCAUUGGGUGAAUUUGCAAGAGACUGCAUUCUCAAACGUGUACAAGCUCCUGGCGGAAGGCGGCAGUUGCCUGUUAAUUUUUCUAGGAUAUUUCAAGCCGUAUGAAAAUUAUCGCACACUUUCACGUUUAGAAAAAUGGAGUGCAGAUCUAAAAGAUGUCAAAACUAAGUUUAUGUCCCCGUAUCAUGACUCACAGGAUCCACAAAACGAAAUAAUUGAGGUCAUGCAGCGAGUUGGCUUUAAAAAUAUCAGAGUAAAAUUGCAUCACAAAACCUUUGAUUAUGCUAGCGUUCAAGAUUUUAAAAAUAUGAUGAAGUGUCUGAAUCCCUUCGAAGGUCUGAAGGAUAAGUGGAACGACUUUAUGGAUGACUACGUGAAAUUGGACCCUAAAGCGGGAAAUAUCAGCUAUCAGUUGUUAGUUGUUAGUGGUACCAAGUAAUAAAUAAAUUAAAUUAAA
Molecule: messenger RNA, 885 nt
Organism: Cydia pomonella (codling moth)
Lineage: Eukaryota; Metazoa; Arthropoda; Insecta; Lepidoptera; Tortricidae
Product: juvenile hormone acid O-methyltransferase-like
Exons: 4
Coding region: 97-867 (256 amino acids)
Source: RefSeq, a predicted model, not a curated record